GGGUGGAGUAAGAUGGAUCUUUAGCUUCGGUAUUAUACAUUAGGUACAAUUAGGGAAAAACUACGUCAACACCGGGACGGUCAAAACAAAGAAAGCUAUGAAAUACCUGACUCGUACGACCUACACUAGCUGCCCAGGUCCUAGCAGAAAGAUAAUUGUCAAGGUUUUUCUCUUGGCAACUCACAAGCCCAAGAUAUGCCCAGACAUUCUUCCAUGUCAUAAUUCUAUACCAAGAACAAGAACCGAAGAAACCCAAGAAAUCCAAGAAAUCCAAGAAAUCACUUACAAGACAAGCAACAACCCGUCAGCCAGGAACAGCAAAAAGUUACUUUGGUAUCUGUCAUCACAACUAAAAUAACGCCGCAACUGCGUUACGCCCAGAGACACUUGUUUCUUUUCUAGCGACUCAGUAAAUCCCCCCCUUUACCAACAUAGCUACGAGUGAAAAACAAAGGGCUUUUUUUUUUUUUUUUUUACCUUACUCAGUCUGCGCCUCGUUGUCUCGCGCCCCAAAUUCCUGCACAUUCUUUUAAGCUUGGGCAUCUUUUUUAUUCGCCUGCGCCUGCGUUACUUUUCGGGGGAAUACCCAGCGUCUUCCCAAUGGUGUCCUUACCAAGUUUCCAAUCCCAAAUCCGCAAGACCGUAACAGGCUUGACUUACCACCACGAGAAUGGAGAAGCAAACGAAACUACAUCUCUGUUAAGAGGUAACGGUCACUCCGUCUUAAAUGGCUCCGCUCAUCAGAACGGACACGGUGGUGGGGCUUGGGUGUAUUGGGAGUUCUUUUUCAAUACGCGGUACACGCCCGGCACUGAGAACCCGAAGCCAUGGGUCAAGUAUCCGGCCCAUACGUGGCAUAUCACCAAAGCUACUUUAUUGAGCAGUCCCGUCAACAUCCUUCUCGUCGCAGUGCCAAUUGGUAUUGUUGCUGGUCAAGCCGGUUGGGAUCCAGUUGCCGUAUUCGUUAUUAAUUUUUUCGCCAUCAUCCCGCUAGCUGCCGUGCUCUCGUAUGCGACGGAGGAAAUAUCAGUAAACCUGGGCGAGGCUCUGGGUGGCCUGCUCAAUGCCACUUUCGGCAAUGCUGUGGAGUUGAUUGUUAGCAUUAUCGCAUUAAGAGAUAGACAGAUCGAGGUUGUCAAGUCGUCUAUGAUUGGUUCGAUCCUAUCCAAUCUGCUCCUCGUCAUGGGUAUGUGCUUCUUUUUCGGCGGUAUCGUCAAUAUGAGGGACGAAGAAGGUCGUGGCCAGGAGCAGUCUUUCCAGACAAUCACCGCCCAAACCACAGCUUCUCUCAUGACCCUAUCUGCUGCUUCUAUGAUUUUGCCUGGCACUCUAUUUAUGAUCAUAAAUGGUACCGGUGGAGAGGAUAAAGAGGCGCGGAACCAAGUCGUACUGUCGCUUUCUCGCGGCACCGCUAUCAUCCUGCUGCUUCUUUACGUGCUAUACCUAUGGUUUCAGCUGAGAACACACCACGAAUUAUUCAGUGCCGAAGCGGGGGUUACACCGGAGCCCACGCAGAACGGAAUCCAGCCUCCUGCCGAGGCCGCGACCGAAGAUAUCUUCCCGGUGUUAGCUCAGGGGCAUGAAGAAGAGGAGGAGGAAGAGGAGGAAGAGUGGCAUAUGAGCCCAUGGUCCGCUGGUGCUGUCCUAGUUGUUACAACUGUCCUGGUCUCUAUCUGUGCGGAUUACCUGGUCGAGAGUAUAGAUGCUCUAGUAGAACGUGCCCAUCUCAGCCGCAGCUUUAUUGGUCUUAUUCUAAUUCCUAUCGUGGGUAACGCGGCGGAGCAUGUUACCGCCGUCGUGGUGGCAGUCAAGAAUAAGAUGGACCUUGCUAUGGGAGUUGCUAUUGGUUCUAGCCUUCAGAUUGCUCUGUUCGUGACACCAUUCCUUGUUGUUCUCGGUUGGAUCAUGGACAGAGACAUGGACUUGCACUUUGAGACGUUUGAAACGGUCUCAUUUGGGCUGGCUGUGCUGGUCGUGAUCUACACGGUCCAAGACGGAAAAUCUAAUUACCUCGAAGGCGCAAUGUUAAUGGCCCUCUAUGUUAUCAUCGCCCUGGCUUUCUUCGUUACCCCCAGCCAAUACUUCGACGCCGACUGGGUCGUCGGCAAACUUGGCAGCCUAGUCAGCUCAACGUGAUGGACGUUCCCCUAUUUUUUCUAACCCGUCCUCGAAGGGCGCGGAUCGCAGUUUUACGUUCAACUUGUCCAAUAUAUAUGCAUGCCUAGCGUUGGGUACCGUAGUAUCGGAUCGUAUAGCAUAUCGCACCACAAGCGUUCCUCACGUCCCAUGUUCUUAUACAUACCUGUCAUUCCAUUGAGACGUCUUUUUCUUUGUUUUUCUGUAUAUGUAUAUGUAUAUUAGUGGAGUUAGGUUUGAGAAAAAUUCAAGGUGCGAGCUGUCUACCUGGAGUUUGGUGGCACAUGCAACUAGAAUACAGAGUACAGAACAAGGAGUUUAUUAUGUCUUGGAAAUAGGCGGCUAUUCCCUAUCAAUUAUAUGCGAGUUAUCUACCUUGUUUACCUAACAGACUUGUUAUUGAAACAUGAAGCUAUUCCAAG
Daldinia vernicosa is the source of this 2558-nucleotide messenger RNA. RefSeq names its product Calcium/proton exchanger. Gene Ontology annotation, molecular function: calcium:proton antiporter activity. The transcript has 8 exons. Gene Ontology annotation, biological process: calcium ion transmembrane transport; intracellular calcium ion homeostasis. The coding region runs from base 601 to 2136 and encodes 511 amino acids. Gene Ontology annotation, cellular component: fungal-type vacuole membrane. Lineage: Eukaryota; Fungi; Ascomycota; Sordariomycetes; Xylariales; Hypoxylaceae. The record is from RefSeq and is a predicted model, not a curated record.